Colletotrichum lupini is the source of this 921-nucleotide messenger RNA. RefSeq lists its product as uncharacterized. NCBI's taxonomy places the organism in Eukaryota, Fungi, Ascomycota, Sordariomycetes, Glomerellales, Glomerellaceae. The record is from RefSeq and is a predicted model, not a curated record. The transcript is spliced from 2 exons. Bases 1 to 921 code for a protein of 306 amino acids.
AUGGCAUCAACUUCACUUUUAUCUGCGUCUAUCAUCACCAAUAUGGCAGCCCUUCCAGCGUACGGGAACUAUCAUCACGUUCAGCUGGCGGAGGUUUUUGACUGUGCCCUCGAUCAGAGGCUGGGCCGUCACCUUGCACCCACGCCAGCCCAUCUCACGCGCGUCGUCUACGUACCGAACCACAAAGACAUCACUACUCACUUGCCUCUCUACGAUUACAAUGAAAAUUACGACAAGGCUGUAAAGAAAGAGCCUAUCGGCAGCAGCAAGUACAAACUUGGCCUGGCAAUGAUGAGGCGACCGUUGGGAGAUGGAACCGAUGCGCAAGUUCGUUAUCUGGUCAACUUCCAGAAGGGACUAGAGGGCGUCGCUGCAACGGUGGAGAGGAGAGUGCCGAGCCAUGAUGGCAAGAUCGUUAGCUUGCAUAUACCUGCCGAUGACAAUGGAAACUUUCGCGUUACACCGCACAGCAUGGAGCAAGACCUGCAGCUAGCAGUCACCAGCUCGUUCCCCGUCCCAGACACAAAGAUGCACGCAGCCGCAAACCCCGUGCGACACCCAUGGUUCACGAUUUCUCAGACGUCGCGAGACGGGAGCAUAACUGUUCCCUCGAAUUUGGAGUGGCAAGCACGCCCAACAGAAGAUGGGCCUUUGCGCUAUACUCUGGUCGACACUGAAGCAGAGUUGAGCGGCGGUGAGCCCGCGAUUCAUGCCAUCUACCACCACGUCGGUAUCGGCUUCGCUCUGCCCAACGACUAUAGCGAGGGUAUCUUGCUACUUUCGGAGGAUCUCAACGGAGAGGCGGAGGCGCUGGCGAUUGCCACCUUGCUCGGUGUCCUUCGGCAGACAAGGUCGAUCAACCAGCCUCCUCCCAGGCCGAGAAAGAAGUCUUUGGUGAAGCGAGUUCUGGGCAAAAUUUGA